UUCAGUUUCAGUGCAUGAAUCCGGAACUCAAAUUCUCAUGAUCUUUCCCUGAUCGAUCCUCUAUUUUAACUCUAACUGAUUCGUAUACGUAUUCUCACCCCCAAUAAACUCACACAACACCCACCAAAGCCAAAAUUCCUAAUACAAACUCUCAAAUUAAGAUGCCUUCUUCUUCGUCUUCGGUAGUCAAUGUUGUUGCCAAAUCCACCAUUUUUCCAGAACGAAAAUCAGACCUGAAACCCCUAAAGCUAUCAGUCUCCGACCUGCCCAUGCUCUCAUGUCAGUACAUCCAAAAGGGUAUCCUCCUGUCCCGCCCACCCUACUCCAUCGACCAUCUCCUCUGCUUUCUCAAACGCUCUUUGUCUCUCAGUCUCACCCACUUCCCCGCCCUCGCUGGCCGUCUCUCCACCGACCCUGAUGGCCACAUCCACAUCGUCUGCAACGAUGAGGGCGUCGACUUCAUCCACGCCAAAGCCAAACAUCUCUCCAUUCACUACCUUCUCUCUCCAGAUUACGUCCCUGACUGUUUCAAAGAGUUCUUUCCCUUUGACAGAACAAUCAGCUACUCCGGCCACUUCAAGCCCUUAGCUGCCGUUCAGGUCACCGAGCUAAACGAUGCCCUUUUCAUCAGCUGCACCGUCAACCACGCCGUCGCGGACGGGACCUCCUUCUGGCACUUCUUCAACACAUUCGCCGAGAUUUGCAGAGGAGCGAAGAGGAUAUCCAAAGCUCCAUGCUUUUGCCGAAACACCAUUUUCAAUUCGCCGGCGGUGCUCAAAUUCCCGCCCGGCGGCCCGAAGGUGACCUUCUCUGGUGACGUGGCGUUACGUGAGAGAAUCUUUCACUUCAGCAGGGAGGCGAUUCUGAAGCUAAAACUUAGAGCUAAUGACUAUAACCAAUUGCUGACUGUGGUGGGUAACAGUGUUGUCGAUCAGUCCGCGGUGGAGUUACUUGGAAGGCAAUGUAAUGACGGUUGGCAAACCGUUAAUGAGGAUAACGAUGCAUCUAACGGUAAAAUAACAUCUGUCCUCGAGGAUUGGCUGAGGAACAACGUCUCGAACCGAACGACGGCGAUAUCGUCGUUCCAGUCGCUUUGUGCUCAACUUUGGCGUUCGGUGACACGUUCGAGGAAGUUGACGGCCAGCAAAAAGACGACAUUCCGGAUGGCCGUGAACUGCCGCCACCGGAUCGAGCCACGGCUGGACCCAUUCUAUUUCGGCAACUCCAUACAGAGCAUCCCCACUGUAGCUACGGCUGGGGAGCUUCUUUCAAGGGAUCUAAGAUGGUGCGCCGAUCUCCUGCACCGGAACGUGGUUGCGCAUGACGACGCCACGGUGCGCCGGGGCAUAGCGAAUUGGGAAAGGGAGCCAAGUGUGUUCCCGCUCGGGAACUUCGACGGUGCAUCGAUGACCAUGGGGAGCUCGCCGAGAUUCCCGAUGUAUGACAAUGACUUCGGGUGGGGCCGACCAUUGGCGGUGCGGAGUGGGGCGGCGAACAAAUUCGACGGAAAAAUAUCGGCGUUUCCGGGGAGAGAAGGCAACGGAAGCGUGGAUCUGGAGGUGGUUUUGGCGGCCGGAACGAUGGAAGGGCUUGAGACCGAUAUGGAGUUCAUGCAAUACGUAUCGAGCAGUAGCACUAGCGUGUGAUUAAUUCGUACGUGGGGUUUUUGACGUUGGGAAGGUGAAGUCGUAGACUCGAAAGUAAACGAGGAAUCCUAUUUGCAAGUUCUAAAGAGAUAAAUUUGAUAGAGGUCUUUUGUAAAAGAAUAGAUCCACUAAAAAAUAAAGAUUUUUUUUUACACUUUUUCAA
Messenger RNA from Juglans regia (Persian walnut), 1809 nucleotides. RefSeq names its product BAHD acyltransferase DCR-like. The record is from RefSeq and is a predicted model, not a curated record. NCBI's taxonomy places the organism in Eukaryota, Viridiplantae, Streptophyta, Magnoliopsida, Fagales, Juglandaceae. The transcript has a single exon. Bases 162 to 1646 code for a protein of 494 amino acids.